AUUCAGUCAAUUUGUCUAGAUUUAAUUAAACUUUAUAUCUACUUAUUCCUUAUUUAAAAUGUCUUUUGAAUUUGCACCAUACAUUUUCCAUGACCAAAUUUAUAGACAAGUCAUAUUCCAUCGAGAUAAAAAUCGUGGCUUCCGUCCGGAAAAAGAGUCUGAACUUCACGUAACAAAAAUUCCUUUCACUGCUAAUGUUUUCGAUUUAUUCAAGUUUUUUGACAAAGUCGGUAAAAUUUUCCAAGUAAAACUAAUGAUGAAAGAGGGAUCCGCUUCCAACCGAGGAUUUGGUUUUAUCACUUACUUCAGCAAAAAUUCAGCCCAGGAAGCUACAAAUAGUUUGACGACAGUGCCUUUCAUCCAGCAGGAUGAUGAUGAUAAUUAUUUGUUAAUAACAAAAUCAUUAGACAACUGUCGUAUAUUUCUGAGAGGAAUAGCCCGUCAAAAAUCAAAAGAAGAAAUUUGGAUGGAAUUGGAACGAAUAUAUCGAGGGGUGAAUAUUGUGGAUGUGAUUGUCCAUGGAAACCCACAGAAUGUACAUUUGAAUAGGGGCUAUGUUUUUGUUGAAUUUCCUACCCACGAAGAAGCGGCACGCGCACGGGUGAAACUCAGACACUGUCGCAUUUUUGGGAUUUUUCUUGAGGUGGAAUGGGCCCUUCCUUUGAAAAAUUUUGGUCAAGAAGAAAUAUCAAAGGUCAAAAUUCUCUUCGUCAGAAAUCUGGACCUUUUGCUAAGUCGUUUCCAAUUCGGUAUGAUCAUCCACAGACUUAUCAAUUGUCAAUUCGUGGAAAAAAUUCACAAAUUCGAAAAUCACGCUUUCAUCCACUUGAUAACACACGAACAUGCCGAACAACUUUUGGAAAAAUUGAAAGCUUUUUACAAUGGAACUACAGUUGAAGUGUGCUUUGCCACGCCGCCAAAUAAGUUCGCAGAUAAGACUUUUAGAAACACGGUUAUAGCUAACCGUUGCCAGAAGUUUGAAAAGCUCAGCAGAGCAUCAAAUCGUUAUGCAGAAAGUACUUCUAUGGACACUCCUCCAUUAUCAGUCUCUCCUACAUCUACCAAUACUUCGUCCGCCCUCAAGCGUCAGAAGGAUAUUUUAGAGGAUUUGGAGGUCAAACUGUUGGAAAUUAGUGAAAAAAUGUCUUCAAUUUAACUUUAAGUUUAAUUUUGUUCAUCAAUAGUCAUAUUUUUAGAAUAUUUUUUUUCUUCUAAUUUUUUAGAAAUAAUUUUAUUUUUGUUCCAAAUCUCUAUUAACCUAUUUUUAUAUUAUAAUAUAAUUAUAAAGGAUGUGAGAUUUGUGGGGAUAGAAAAUGACUACUGAAUAAUUAAUAUUGUAGUUAUAGUAACUAAACUAAAUAUGUAAUAGGUUGAAAAGAGAAUUUCAUUGUGUUUUUCUUCAGCUUUAUUUUGUUUCACUGGAUUAUAAACAAUAGUAGGUAUGUUCGUUUAUGGAAUAUGCUAACUACAAACCGUUCGUUAACUUGGUAAUUAUUGUGAGGAACUUUCUAGAUAAAGAUAAAGUGUUUCUAAUAUCUUUACCUAUGUAUUACAAGUUAAGGAGUAGAUUUGUAGAUGAUUAAAAAUGCAUGAUAUGGUUUCAAUAAUAAAUUGUUUAAUAGGCAAAGAUUAGUAUUUUUUUUUCCUUAUAGAAAAGAGGUAGGUACCUGGUAUCUAUUCCAUUUGCAAAAUGGAAUAUAGCCGGAGAUACAUAUUUCUAUUUUUAAAAAUAUCUAUGAUCACAACUAGAAACUAGAGACUAGACAAAAAAAAAUAUCACUGUUUUUACAAUUCUGUCUUAAGGGAUGGUUUGAACAUUCUUUCGUCAUUUGCUAAAAACCACUGCUUGUAUGUUUUUAUCGGAUCGAUCAUCCAAUGUUUAUGAAAACUAAUGGCAUCUUUGACUGCUAAACGUCCUGGAGCAUAGUCAUCCGG
Molecule: messenger RNA, 1935 nt
Organism: Ceutorhynchus assimilis (cabbage seed weevil)
Lineage: Eukaryota; Metazoa; Arthropoda; Insecta; Coleoptera; Curculionidae
Source: the annotation of a GenBank genome assembly